ACGGGCAUGAGCGUGGAGAGCAAGUGAUGACAAUCCCUUCAAUGAACUCUUUGGAGGCUAUUUAUUGAUCGGAUUUUCUAUCAUCUCACUCAGCCAGCACUGGAGCCGGGCGCACCUGACAGAAGUGUGACGGCAUUGGGGAUUAAAGACCGGUAAAAGAUAUUCCGCAACAAAGGAAGCACGGGGAGACAAACCAAAAUGAGUUGCCGCUAUUAGCAUGUACCAGAAUUGCACUGGAGACUUGAUGUCCGACCACUCAUGUUUGGCACCCUGAACAUUCCCUGAAGAGGCCCGGGACGCAGCAGUGUGCCCGACUUGCCCUGCAUGCGUGGACACAUAUACAUAUGCGUAUAUUUAUAUUUGUGCUAUAAACAUAUUGACACACGCACAUUGCGCUGAAUUCAAAGCAGAGUGCUUUGAGCUGAGGAAUUAAAACCAAGAGUAUGGUCCAACAGUCCACCUCAAUCCUACUGCUGGGAGCCCUUUUCGGGCUGUUUCUGCUCAUGCCUGUUCUGAUGGCACCAACGCCGCCAAGCAUGUGCACUCCCUUGAGGACGCUUGAUGACAAUCUGAGCCACAGGCGACGCUACAUGAAGCACAAUUUCCCCAUCAACUACACUGUCAGGGUUCAUCACGAGGAAGUUUUUACACUAUCAAACAUCAGCAAAAUGAAGCUACGGAUGGACAACUUAGAAGAACUUCACCUUCAGAGGAUGUGGUUCCUUGUUAACCACAGCGUGUUGAAAAGGAUAAUACGAGUCAUGCCAGAAAGACAUCCUUCACGUCCCUACACUACAAAGUUGGAGAGACGUCUGCAAGAUGCCGAGGGAGUCUUCGUGCAGUCGUAUCCUCCAGAGGUAUUCCAGCAGGAACUUCCAGAUGCAAUCCAAGACAUUUGGGAUCGUUUAACAGAAGAAUCAGACAAAGUGCCAGAGUACAGCUGGAGAUUUGCUUCUCCAAAAUCCCUUUUGGACAAUUUCUGUCACACCAUGCAUUGCCUCUUCCGUGAAUGCUUUGCCACCACAGAAACACAGCAGGACCAAUCUGAUUCCUUCCAUUGUCAGAAAGGCAGGAAGAAAGCCCUCAGGGCAAAAAGCUGAGAGGUCAGUGGGGUCCCUCGUCAUCCGGAAUAGGUUGACCUUUAGGGAUCUUGAAGGACAAUCCACUUCCACAAGCAUUUUUUUCACAAAGCCUGCUGGAUAAUGUGAUAUAUAUCAUUUUGCCCUAAUAUGUUCAUGUUAACAUAUAUCUAAGUAAAUGCAUAAUCCUUACAUGACCUAAAUUAUUUGCUAAAACAAAGCCUUUUUUGGAGUGGAGGACCUGCCGCAACCUGCCUUGUCCACACACCGAAGGGUUAACCUGAAGUCUGGAGGAAAAUGUUUUUCCAGCCAUCUGCCUUGAAAAGUCCACCGCGUGCUCUUGAAAAUGUGCCUGCUUGGUUCAUGUCAAAUGAGUCUAUGCUUCACAUUGGAUUGAUGAUAUGGCCGGCUGACUUCUAUACAACCAUACCGUUGUACUCUGCUUCCCAGGGCCACUUUUGGUGACUGCAAUGUCUGUGAACUUUAUCUCUCAAGACUGGCUAUUAUUCAUCCCCCUAAAGCAUAUUUGGCUAUCUUAGGCUUUUAUUACAUUUUGCUUCAAGUGUUAUUCAUGUACAGUAUUUUGCUCGAAAUAUUUGCCAUGCACAAAAAGAUAUGGGUUCUUAUGGAAAAAAUCAUAAAUCUUUCCUUUCAUGUUUCACUGUACACUUACUUUGCGUCAGAAGAGGCGUGACAGACAUGAUUUCAAGAGAAUAUGCACAAAAAUGGUAAAUCCAGAUGGAUUUAUUGCUAGUGAUCAAAUGAUGUUUUGCUUUUAACCGUAUAUACUACUCUAUACUGUUCACAUACAUCAACAUGUGCUGGCAAUCCAGGUCGUACAACUGCAUUUAUAAACUAUGCAUUCCAAACACACCAUACUUCUUACCAUGUCAUACUUAUGUAGUAAAAAAACAAAAUUAUUUUUUUCCCCAAACCAUGUUUGUGCCCUAAACUGUAACUUUUUUAAAUUAAUGUGCUAAAAAAAUAUGCUAAAAAAUACUUUUUCCAAUUCAAAAUAAUGCAAAGAAAUAGAAUGUGACAUUCAGAAAAAGCAGGACACCUUAACUAUACAGCACAAUAUCAUGUCAGUUUGUCAAAACCUACCGGCGCAGCUCAUCUGAUUACUGAUGAAAAAUACCCGGACCCCACAUGGCAAUAAUUAAUGCCCUCAGAAAACCUAUGGAUAAUAAUAAACAGUUAAAGUGGAAAUUAUUCCCAUAGCUCAUUAAAAUGUAUUUAAAGAGUUAUGAGAUCAACACCAAGAAGGAAGCAGAGAUUAGUUUUCAAUGCAUAUGAGAUGUUAUGAGAUGACAGUUCUGUGUAGGUUACAAACAACAAUUCAAGUGAAUUUGAGACAUUGUGUAAAAUGUAAAAAUACAAAAUACAAUGAUGUACAAAUUGUUUUCAAUUUAUAUUCUGUUAAAUACACUACAAGGACAGCAAAUUGAAAGUUCAAAUUGAUGAAUAUCACUUUUAUAAUAAUAGUGUUUUUUUUUUUUUUUCAAAAGUUCUCUCAUUUUCAAUUUGAAGCCUGCAACACAUUUGACACAAGCUGGGACGGGCAAAACAAUAAUCAUAAAGUUGAGGAAUGCUUAAAAAAGAAAACAACCCCCCCAGUUUUGAACAUUCCACAGGUGUACAGGUUAAUUGGUAAAAGGUCAAAAACCAACAAUGAAUGCCCGUGACCUUCUAUCCCUCACGUGGCACAGCUUGGAAAAACCGCCAGCACUUUCUGAAGGAUGUUGCCAUGUGGGCUAACAAACAGUAAAAGAAAACAACAACAACAAAAAAAAACAUUUAAGUUAACCCAGUUCGUCGCUAAAUCUCCAAAGGCAGGUUAAAACUCUGCCGAGCAGAGCAAAAACCACAUUUCAAUAACACCCAGAAACGGACUUCUCUGGGCUUGAGCUCAUCUGAAAUGGACAGAUACAAAAUGGAAAAGUGUGCUGUCGUUUGACAAAUCCACAUUUCAAUUGUUUUUGGAAGUCAUUGACAUUGUGUCCUCUGGGAAAAGGAAAAGGAUUGAUAACAGUGCAAAGGUGAUGGCAUGGGGGUGUGUUAGUUCCCAUGGCAAGAGUAACUUGCACAUCUGUGAAGGCAUCAUUAAUGCUUUAAGGGUGCAUACAGGCUUCGGAGCAUCAUACACUGCUAUCAAAGCAACAUCGUUUGUCAGGACAGCCCUGCUUAUUUCAGCAAGAGAAUGUCAAGCCACAUUCACACGUGUGGUUUUGUAGUAAAACCGUUGGGGUACUAAACUGGCUUGCCAGCAGUGCAGGCCUGACUCCCAUUGAAAAUAUGUAAUUAUAACACACAAAACACAACAACGGCAACUCUGGACUGUUGACCAACUAUCGUUGAACAAUAAGUAAGCAGAGGAAAGAAUUCCAGUUAAAAAGCUUCAACAAUUGGGGACCAAUUUUCGUGCCCAGAGCAGGUCUGGCAUAAAGUGUACACUAACUGUACUCAUAUGUGGUGUUUUCUUUCUUUUGGCAUUUUCAUAGACUGACACAGUUAGAAAGGGGUGUUUUUGCUGUUGUGGCAGAAGCGGGCCAAUUUACUUCCUGGCAACUCAUUCCCAAUCUCUGCAACAGAAAUACACUUGCCGGAGACCAUGAAGAAGAUCAAAUCAUGAAAAGUGUGUUUAUCAGGAACUGUAAGCAUACCUCUACUUGCGAAUGAUGUAAAGUUGGUCACAGAUUAUUGCUGUGAAGUGGGAAUUUGAAGACCACCUUUCACCCUUUUUGUGUCCAUAUAUGACACUAUCCCCUCCCCCUAAAGCUGUGCCGGGGAGUGAAGGCGCACUACUAGUGGCCUCCCUGGCCCAGGCGCUCGUUGGCUUGCCGGUGCCUCGCCCACCAACUGUUUCCAAAAAAGAGCUGCCAUGACUGGCCUUCCCCGUCUACGCCGACUUGAUUACUAUUCACUAUUUUGUCAGUGGUGGGCGCAGCAGCUGGCUUUAGGACGACUUCGUGAAAGCGGUGCAACAGCUACAUGGGGGUUGGGGGAUUAGUGAACCAGGCGUCAGAAAAAUAGCCACCAAAAUAGCUAAUAUUUCAUAAGAAAUUAGAUCGCCAUUGUGUCAAGGUAAUAUAUCAUCAUAUACUGUAUAAUGUAUGCCUUUAGUUAACUGUGAAAAGCUUAAACUAUUUGUCAUGACAUUACUAUUUUUUUUCUUGUAACUUUAUGUCAACAUUUUCAGAACUUUAGGACCUAAUUCUUGUGCUAUUAAUUUACCAUUACAAAUACCAUUUUGGGUAAGGAGCUACUAUUGCACUUGAAUAAUGACCGAUAUAAGGCAUCUGUGAUACAGUGAGAACAGUGAGUGGUGAAAGUGAACAAAUUAAAAUGUUCAGCACUUGUGUACAUAGUUAUAAAAUGACGGGAUUUUAUUGUUAUUCCUUUUGGAAAGGGUACCCUUUGCGAGAUAACGAUCUGCACCUAAGUGCAGUAAGAUUUACUGACAGUGCAAAAAUGUCCGGAAAAAAAAAACAUUUAUUGUAAAUCUUUACAGGGGAAGGUCAAGGGGCCUAAUAAUGUAAAUCAUCAUUAGGGCUAGGCCAGGGGAAGCAGGCUAGAAUCCAAAGAUAACCCACAUAUGUACUUAUUUCAGGUUCUCUGUGGAAAUUUGCAGCACACGUCACAGUUAUGGUGAGGUUUUAAGUCCCUUUCAGUAAUAACAAGAUAUACUUUCGAUCUAGUAUUAUUUUGACUUGCUGGUUUAGUCAGUUUGUGGUUGUCCUACUUUGUCUACAGUUGCAUAGAAAUGUUUUAAGUUGAAGUAACAGAAAUAUUUGGCUGCAAAAAACAAGCACUGUGAAAGGUUGAAUGCAUUUUGAAAUCAUUCUUUGAUUUGUUGCUAAACAAAAAUGCCCACGUGAUUGAAAAUUUCAGAAUUGGCAGUUACUGAAAAGCACUGAAAAUGCAAUGUGGUACGUAUUACACAAGUGUGUGUAAGUUUCAGGUACCGUACUUGUGUCAUGCGUGUCAAAAGAACACAUUUUUAUUUGUGAAGGCUUACUGAAAGUCUGUUGUUUCCAGUUAGUAUUCCGAGCCCGUCUACAUAAUUAAGUCGGAAGAAUUCCAGGGGACCGUUCACAAAACAUAUAUAUCAAACCCAAACUACGAGUAUUAUUAAUUGUGGGUCAGACUAUUGACCAGCACCUGGACAAAAAUAUCCUGUGGCAUUUGCUACUUCUAGGUGAGAUUUGGGCUGUGACACCUUAUUGCUCCUUCACCAUCAUCAUUCACCCACUCAAUGGCCUGAGUACCCAGCUCGAGAACAUUGCAGUGCUUGAGUAAUGUCCCUUCUCACCCAACCUGGCCCUGUGUACAUUUUUGAAUGACAUCAAUAUGGCACGGAUGCAAGAGCUGCAGAGAAUCCUGGAAAAUCAUCCUUCCAGGAGUACAUGAGGGCAUGACACAGAAGGGGGAUUACUUUGAAGGGGAAAACUUGUAGUUUGGAUUACGAAUAUAUCUUUUGUCACACCAGUCCUGGAAAUUUUCAGACACACGUCGUAUGUGUCAGUCAUUACAUUAAGAUGAGGUUAUUAUGAUCAUUGGUCAUAUUUUGGAUCUGAAAUCAACUCAGUGAUGUUUUUCAUACCUUUUAUAGGGAUUGCUUUUUGCAAAGAAAUUUAUACAAUAAUUGCUGAAACUAUGAGUAUUGCUGUACAGGCAGCAUGUAUUUUUGCUGACACUAUCAUCAUGACAAUCAAAUGUAAUGAUACAUGUUUGAAACAAUAUGGGUUUAUCAAAUGGUUUGUUAUCAUUAAGUGCUAUCUGCCACCUCUGGAUGACAGCGGGGUACAGAAAGAUGUCAGCAAAAAGAUAUUAUUGUUGUUUGCUUGUUUUAAACAGAGCACAUUUUUAUACACAGGAUAAUAAAUGUAUUUAUUUUUGAAAAAUGUAUAAUGCGAUACUGUAUGUGACAUUGCUUUUAUGAAAGAACUGUAUUAAAUUUUUACCACGUAAAUAUGUGACUAUAGUGCUCUGAAGUAAUUUCAUUAUGUCAGGAAUAUUUCAGUCUGGAAUAAAACAUCUCUCCACUUUUGA
Hippocampus zosterae (dwarf seahorse) is the source of this 6131-nucleotide messenger RNA. It is a transcript of the gene il34, whose product is annotated as interleukin 34. Gene Ontology annotation, biological process: positive regulation of monocyte differentiation; positive regulation of protein phosphorylation; positive regulation of cell population proliferation. The record is from RefSeq and is a predicted model, not a curated record. The coding region runs from base 444 to 1100 and encodes 218 amino acids. The transcript has 8 exons. Gene Ontology annotation, molecular function: macrophage colony-stimulating factor receptor binding; cytokine activity. Lineage: Eukaryota; Metazoa; Chordata; Actinopteri; Syngnathiformes; Syngnathidae.